Molecule: messenger RNA, 333 nt
Organism: Hansenula anomala
Lineage: Eukaryota; Fungi; Ascomycota; Saccharomycetes; Phaffomycetales; Wickerhamomycetaceae
Product: c-type cytochrome
Exons: 2
Coding region: 1-333 (110 amino acids)
Biological process (GO): mitochondrial electron transport, cytochrome c to oxygen; mitochondrial electron transport, ubiquinol to cytochrome c
Cellular component (GO): mitochondrial intermembrane space
Molecular function (GO): heme binding; electron transfer activity
Source: RefSeq, a predicted model, not a curated record
AUGCCAGCUCCAUUCAAAAAAGGUUCCGAAAAAAAAGGUGCUACUUUAUUCAAAACUAGAUGUUUACAAUGUCACACCGUUGAAAAAGGUGGUCCACACAAAGUUGGUCCAAAUUUACACGGUAUUUUUGGUCGUCAAUCAGGUAAAGCUGAAGGUUAUUCAUACACCGAUGCCAACAUUAAAAAAGCCGUUGAAUGGUCAGAACAAACCAUGUCUGAUUAUUUAGAAAACCCAAAGAAAUAUAUCCCAGGUACUAAAAUGGCCUUUGGUGGUUUGAAGAAAGAAAAAGAUAGAAACGAUUUAGUUACUUACUUGGCCAACGCUACCAAAUAA